Elgaria multicarinata webbii is the source of this 2322-nucleotide messenger RNA. It is a transcript of the gene NDC1, whose product is annotated as NDC1 transmembrane nucleoporin. Lineage: Eukaryota; Metazoa; Chordata; Lepidosauria; Squamata; Anguidae. Gene Ontology annotation, cellular component: nuclear pore transmembrane ring. Gene Ontology annotation, molecular function: protein-macromolecule adaptor activity. The coding region runs from base 40 to 2070 and encodes 676 amino acids. The record is from RefSeq and is a predicted model, not a curated record. Gene Ontology annotation, biological process: nuclear pore organization. The transcript has 18 exons.
GCAUCCGGGAACUAGCACCGUUCACAUCCCGCCUGCACUAUGGGAGAACGUGCAAUGAUGUUUCAUUCAACGCGGGAACAACUAAAUAUCUUGGGAUGGAGAGCAGCUGCAAGUAUUGCUUGGUCUGUGCUACUGCUACCUCUCUGUGUUGCAGUUUUCAUCAGCAUUAGUAGUAUAGACUUCUUCCACCCAGUACAAUGGAUCACAAGUUCAUUUAAUGAUUUGUAUACCUCCUGUGUUAUCUUUUGCAUACUACUGAUGUCUGUGGUGAUUCUGGUAAUAAAUAUCUUCAACGUUGAAUUUCAUGCAGUGGUGCCUUCGAUUCCCUGCUCUCGAUUAGCACUGAUCAGCAAGAUCAUCCACCCCCAGCAAGUGAUCCAUUCGGUGGCCCAUGCUGUCAUGGGGAUGCUGGUGGCUUGGUGCGCUGCAGUUAUGACGAAGGGGAAGUUCCUGUUUUUAUCUGUACCCUGCACAGCUCCAGAAAGUCCAGCUGAACACAUGUGCCUGAAUGAGUACCACCUCUUUCUCUUGCUCCUUGGAGCCUUUAUGGGUUACAGCUAUAGCCUCCGGUAUCUUGUGAACAAUUUGAACUACCUUCCAUUCCCAAUCAUACAACAAUACAAGUAUCUGCGCUUCAGAAGAGCACUUCCGCUUCUGGCAAAGCAUGGUUGUGUGGAGUCACUUUAUAUGGUUAGGAACUUCUGUGCUGCUUACUACUUCUUUGGUUAUAUUCCAAGGGCAUGGAUAAUUACCACAAUGAACCUUGACACUGAUAGUACACUUCCUCUUCUAGACACAGUGGCUGGUCUUCUGGAUUUGUCCCUUCUGUACCACAGCUGGUUAUGUGGUCUGUUUCUUCUGAUGACUUGGUACAUUGCAUGGCUACUCUUCAGAAUCUUUUCUACUGAGGCACAUCACUUUCCUGUCCAGCCAACUUUUGCAGAAGAAGCAGACCAGUGUUUACCAAAAGUCUUAAACAGCAACCCUCCACCUCUUUUAAAGUUCUUGGCUUUACAGGACCUGAUGUUUCUUUCCCAGUAUUCUUCUGUGCGACGUCAAGAGGUCUUCAGCCUUAGCCAACCAGGUGGACAUCCUCACAACUGGACUUCAAUUUCCAGGGAGUGCUUGAAUCUUCUAAGUGAUCUAACCCAGAAGCUGAUAAUUCACCAGGAGGCUGCAGCUGCAAAUGGAAGAUUGAAACAGACACCCAUGGGGGACUUAAGGCAACCCUCCAGCUCUCUAGGACCAGCUGCUGAAGAGAGUUCAUUUCAGACUCCAAGGUCCAACAUCCUUCCUCGAGCCCAGAUGCCAUCUCUGGUUAAAUCGUCUUUGUUGUCUUUAAAAACACCGCCUUCAUCUGAUCUUGGAAGCAAUUUAGGGUCACCUUUCAAUCCUUCUCCUCUGAGUAGUCGCAAGCCUGGAAUGCUGGACUUAAACUCACCUUGGCAUGGAUCUGUCCAAAGUCCUCAUAUUAUGAGAAGAGGGACAAAGCUGUGGACGUCCAGUUCUGAUUUGCAGUGGACAGGCUCUCCUCAUGAAUCCCGUCCAAUGAUUGCUGUUGCAAAAGGUGCCAACGAAGCCGUGCAACCAGGUUCUGUCUCUAUAUGGCUGCAGAGCAAGAAAGAGCAGAUCAAAACUUUCUUAUCAAAACGAGUACUGAUUAUGUAUUUUUUCAGCAAGCACCCUGAGGCAUCAAUCCAGGCUCUCUUUUCUGAUACCCAAAUGCACAUUUGGGCUUUGGAAGGUUUAUCACAUCUCGUAGCAGCCUCAUUUACUGAAGAUAGAUAUGGAGUUGUCCAAACAACACUGCCAGCUAUACUUAAUACAUUGCUAACACUUCAAGAGGUGGUAGAUAAGCACUUCAAGCUUCCUCAUGUUUCCAGCAAACCGCCCAGGAUUUCAGGGAACCUGGCAGAUACUUCCUACAAAACCCUUCGGUUUGCUUUGAGAGCAUCACUGAAAACUGCAAUCUAUCGGAUAACCACCACUUUUGGAGAACACUUAAAUGCAGUGCAAGUAUCUUCAGAACAUAAGAAAAGGCUCCAGCUGUUCCUGGAGUUCAAGGAAUAGUGAAGUCAAACUGCCCACGGUGUUGGAGAUGGAUAGUACGUGUUCAGCAGCCUCGUAUUAAAAGAAAGCGAAACUACUUUGAUCUAUCUUACUGGUUUCUCAAAAGUGUACUCUAAUUGCAAGCCAUGGGGUGACUAAACUGCCAGGAGAAGUUCCUGAAACACUUGGACUACUUUACUUGGACAUUUUGUAUAAUAAAGUGAUUUUUUAGCUAAAUAUGCUCUGCAGUAGUUGAAUGCUGUUUGUGAUUUA